AUGGCUACUGACGCCAGCGCGCUUGAGGAGCUACACAGCGAGCUCACCUGUCCAGUGUGCCUCGAGCUCUUCCGUGAGCCAGUGAUUCUCGAGUGCGGACACCACUUCUGCCGCGUGUGCAUUACGCAGUGCUGGGAGGCCAAGUCCGAUGAGCACCCGACCUGCCCGAAGUGCCGGAAGACAUGCCCUCGGAAGCUGCGCCCCAACUCGCUUCUGUGUAACGUCGUGGACAGCGUGAAGAGAGCUCGAGCCAUGGAUGGAAAACCCGGGGACCCGGAGAGCGCACAGGAGGAUACUGAAGAACGGCAACGUGGGGCCAUUAUGCCCAGCUCCGGGUUCAGUUUCACCGGUUCUUCUUCGCGCCUCGAGUCGGACCUGUGCGAGGAGCACGAGGAGAAGUUGAAGCUAUACUGUGAGGAUGAUCAGCUCGCGAUCUGCCUGGUGUGCGGAAUGUCCCGAGACCACAAGACGCACAAUGUCAUCCCCAUCAACGAGGCGUUCGAGAACUACAAGGUAACACUUUUAGAACACUAUUUUGUAUUUAUGUAUAAACCUAUGUAGGUGUUUAGAAUACAUAUAGCCGGGUUAGUACAUCAUUGUCACAGGGACCUGACGCAUUGGAAUGCAUAAGGUAUUGCAUAACCUGUCCAUAAAUCUCAAACUGAGCAAAGUUCAAAAAUUACUAUUCAAUCAGAUAUUUUAAGUCUUGUAAUAUAAAUGUGGACCCAAGACAAUUUAGUCUUUCACAUGCUAGAGCGCGAGACAUGAGCAGACACUUAAGUCAUUGUGGGUGUAGCCUAUACUUGGAGUUCGAGAGGAAUUUGGCAUGCUGGUGUCAGGGCUUAGUUCCCAGACAUAUUUAACCUUUUAUAUUUGCCUUGAAUGUUUGAUGACAUACAUCAGACACCACACUGUUUUCACAAAUCUUACCCUUCUACAUUGUAACUUUUUGGGGGUUAAUUUGGGUAACUUGUUGAAAUGAAGCCAGUUAGUUGGAAAGGCCCGCUGAUCAUAUGAGUCAUAUUAAGCUUGUUGUCAGACUACAAAGGAUCCAAAACAGAAAAUCUAAUAUUGACAAGAGAGUUGGGCCUAAUUCAAUUAAUCUCUGUAUAACGAAAAAAACGCUCUGUUUAUCAGUUCAACUCUCGUAACUUCAAGCUGUGUGUGUGACUUAUUUUUCCUCUUCCUCGUCUGCAGGACAAACUGUCCAUAGCCCUGGAGAGAGUAAUGAUCCAGACUGAACAGGCUUCUUUCUAUCAGGUCCAGACCAACAACAAGAUCAUGCUCAUCAAGGUAUAUUGACUGUGCGUGUGUGUUCGUGCUGUCAGCGAGAGGCUUCUCAUUUACAGUGCCCAUCAUCCUUGAAACAUUUCAAGUGGCCAGUCGACAUUCUGCUGCGUUGUCUCACCCAGGCACAUUCAAAUGAGUUAAAUUAUACAGGGUUUGUCAAUGUGAUUAUGUUGUUACAGGUGUAACGUCAAUAUUGGAGUGUUGGGAAUGUCUAAUGCACAAUGACACUGAGAUUAUGACUAAUUAUGAAUAGUGUUUUUACCCAUUCUUUCUCUCAGACACAGUGCAGACACACACACACACACACACACACACACUCUCACACCCCUAAUGUAAACGUACACAGCAUGACAUAAAAUACAGGCCUUAGUACUGAUAAGAUCAGUGAUAAAAUGUAGGAUGGUCCCAGGUCUCUCCCUCUCUGUUCUAACACAGGCUUCACCUCACAAGGCUUUGUGAAGUAAAUAAGAAAUGUACAGGCUCUACAGUGUACAUGUGUGUGAGGUAGAUACCGAAUGUGUACGAUGUCAGCGGGGCGGUGGAGUCCUGCGUUUAAGAUAACCACAGCACAGACAUCGGGACUCCAUUAAGGAGGCAUGCCCUGUGUGUCUGUUUGUCUGUCACACGUUGAAACACUCUCUCCUCCAAUCACUUGUUCUAUCACUUCCCUCUGUCUCUCUGUGGGGCACAGGAAGUGGGUACGAGCAAGGAUGUGUGUCAGCGAUCUAGCAAUCACGUAACAGAUGUGGCAAAUGUUUAUGUGUGUGUUACUGUGUGAAUGUUCAUGUUGCUGUGUGUGUGUGCAUGCAGCGGAGGUGGUUAGGUGUUCAUGUGACGAGUGACUGUGUCUGAGAACUGAGAGGACUUUGUUUCUAUUGACUUGUUUUAGUAAACUGACUGAGAUUUGAAUCAUGAGAUUUGAAUCAUGAGAUUUGAAUCACUAUGUGUUGAUCUCCUGCCUCCAUUAUCAUUUAAUGCGCUGUUGCCGUGUGUCUGUCUCAUUGUGUUUCGUGAUGUCUUUGUUUUGUAUUGUUCUAAAUCACUGUUGUCUCUGCCUCUUGAUAGCCCGUCAUUGUAAGUAAGAAUGUAUUCUUAAGUGACUUACUUGUAUCAUUUUAAAGGUUAAAUAAAAUAAAACAAACUUGACUAAAGCUCAGAGGGCUAACACAGUCUCUAAGAUGUAUUCCAACCCAGUCGGUAACAUUUUUCUCUGUCCUACAUCAGGAGCGUGCUGGGGACAUGGAGGAGAAGGUGAGUGCAGAGUUUGGAUGUCUGAGGGAGUUCCUUCUCCAGGAAGAAGAAAGAGUGAAGGAGAGACUGCAGAGGGAGAAGGAAGAGAGGCUCAACCAAUUGGAGGAGGUCCUCAAACACACCACAGAGCAAAUCAGCCACUUAGAGCAAACUGCCGACCAGCUCCGCAUCAAACUCCGAGAGGAUCAGAACCCGGCACAACUCAGGGUGAGACGAGAGAGGGGGGGGGGGAGAAAGGGACUGUAAUGGAGAGAAGAAACAAGGGAGAAAAUCUAGAUUGUAGAGGAGGAAGGGAGAGGGGUUAAGGGUGGUGGUGGGGGGGGAUAAAGAAAUAGAGGGACAGUGAAAACGGAAAGAGAAAGGGGUGAAUUAAAACAAGAAUAAAGUAAAGGGUUUUUGAGGAGGAGAAGAAGUGUGUGCAUGUCUCAGCAGGGCCUUAUCACUCUGUUAUUCUUUCUUUCAGGGAAUCAAGGAUUUUAUUGGAGGGUAAGUAAAACAAUCCAUGCUUCUUAUCUGAUGCUACGGUUCAUAGAGCUCUGCAAUAUCCACAUGACUCCAUAUGAAAAAAAAAAAAACAGUAACCCAAUGUUCCUCACAGUGUUUCGUUAUUAUUUACAGUGCAUUCGGAAAGUAUUCAGACCCCUUGAGUUUUUCCACAUUUUGUUACGUUACAGCCUUUUUCUGAAAUUGAUUAAAUUGUUUUUUUUUCCCCUCAUCAAUCUACACACAAUACCCCAUAAUGAUAAAGUAAAAACAGGUUUUUAGACAUUUUUGCUAAGUUAUUAAAAAUAAAAAACGGAAAUAUCACACUUACAUAAGUAUUCAGACCCUUUACUCUGUACUUUCUUGAAGCACCUUUGGCAGCGAUUACAGCCUCGAGUCUUCUUGGGUAUGACGCUACAAGCUUGGGACACCUGUAUUUGGGGAGUUUCUCCAAAUCAUGUCCAAUCAAUUGAAUUUACCACAGGUGGACUCCAAUCAAGUUGUAGAAACAUCUGAAGGAUGAUCAAUGGAAACAGGAUGCACCUGAGCUCAAUUUCGAGUCUCAUAGCAAAGGGUCUGAAUACUUAUGUAAAUAAGAUAUUUCUGUUUUUUAUUCGCAACAUUUUCUAAACCUGUUUUUGCUUUGUCACUAUGGGGUAUUGUGUGUAGAUUGAUGAGGAACAUUUUUAAUUCAAUCCAUUUUAGAAUAAGACUGUAACGUAAUAAAAUGUGGAAAAAGUCAAGGGGUCUGUAUACUUUCUGAAUGCACUGUAUUCAUACUAUAAGGCAGUGGUCGCCAACAGGUCGAUCGCUGGUCGAUCUUCAAGGCAUUCCUAGUCGAUCACCAGACAUUUCUGUAGAAAAGCCAAUGAUAAAGGCUUGCGCUCCUUUUUUUAUUAUUGGUUUUGUGCUGUUGGCGGUAGGUACACUUGAUUCAGAAGCCCUGCGCACCUGGUAGGCAAAGUGUUUACAUUUUGAACCAUUUCAUUUGUCUGAAAAGACAAACUCCGCCCACCUGGCGGACUGGGAGAUCUGUGGCUAAAUCGAGUGCUCCUACUGCGUUGGCCAAUCGGAUAGCUCAAAUCACUGUGCCUACAGAACUUCCCCGGCCACAGCAAAGUUUGAUACUAGCCUACAUAAGAUUGAAUAACUUUUCAAACCAAGACCACAGAGAGACUAUCAAAUAAUACAGCAAAGAGUUGCUGUUUUUAUGAGUGAGUUUAUGUCUCAGUUUUUAUUUAGCACUGUCAACGCUGUUUUAUUCAACACUAUUACAAAACAUAAAACACACUUUUCCAUACUUGCGCUGCAGCUGCAAUGAAUGAGUAACCAAGUGUAGGCCUGCAUUUUUAUUAUUAUUAGCAGCUCGUCGUGUCUACUUUAAUAUUGAGGAACAUUUCACAUUCUCUGGUCAUAGGAACAACAUUAAUUUGUGCAUGAUUGAGGCAGAUGCGGUGCGACUCGAGUUUCCCCAUCAGGUGGAUGACUGUGUCCCCUCUCUGAUCAGUCUCACCGGCGGAAAGGAAGAGGAGAGCAGGGACCGUGAGAGGCAGACCAUCUGCUGCUCUCUCCCUCCGCUGAGACUAAUGCCGUGUUCAAAACAACUUGGAACUCAAAAAUCUCAGACUUCAGUGCGUUCAAGACAAAUUGGAACUCGGAAAAAAACUAGAUCCGAAUGGGAGAAAUCGUUUUGAAUGGUCAUCCAACUCGCAAUUCCAAGUCGGAAACUCUGGCAUCUUUCUAGAGCUCCGACAUUCCGACCUGAAGAUCAUGAUUUGACCUCGUUUUUUUUCUGAGUUCCCAGUUGUCUUGAAAGCACCAUGACCAUCAGAUGUAGGUACCAUCAGUCCAGUGAAAUAAAACAUCGAAUUAUUUAAAUUAAUGGUCCACAGUGCCUCACAAGUGCUACACCAACUGAUCUAUUUUGUUAUCAAAGCUCGAGUUUUGAAAUAUAAUAUGGUCUGAGAAUAACAAUAUUGGCAGGCCAGUUAUAUAGCCAAUAUGCUGUGAUAAUGUUUUAGUCCUAGUGCCCAAACAUCAUUCCUACAGAACUGUGCUUAUCUGUUUUUAUUAGGUUAAUGUUACAUUGUUUAAGUCAUGUUUAAAAACAAAUCUGAGCAGUAGAGCUCGGCUUGCUUUUUGACUGCGAAAGGGAUCUUGACUCAGAAAAGGUUGGUGACCACUGCUAUAAGUGUACUUUCCAAUUAGAUAAAGACUCAGAAACCGGCCUUUCUAGGUAAAUAGUGUAAACAAACGUUCUCUCUCUCUCGCUCCUUCGCUCUCAGAGCGGAGAUUAUGUUUGAGCGACCCCAGGAGGUGUGUGUGGAUCUGCCGGAGGGGGACUUCCUGGGACCACUGCAGUACCGCACCUGGAGGAGGAUGAACGCUGUGCUUCAGCCAGGUACAACCACAGCAAUAUAGAGUUAGACCACACCUGACCAAAUAUAGACAAUACCUGACCACAUAUACAGUGCAUUCGGAAAGUAUUCAGACCCCUUGACUUUUUCCACAUUUUGUUAUGUUACAGCCUUAUUCUAAAUUUGAUUAAAUUGGUUUUCUCCUCAUCAAUCUACACACAAUACCCCAUAAUGACGAAGCAAAAACAGGUUUUAAGAUAUUCUUGCAAAUUUAUAAAAUAUUAAAAAACGGAAAUAUCACAUUUACAUAAGUAUUCAGACCCUUCACUCAGUACUUUGUUGAAGCACCUUUGGCAACGAUUACAGCCUCGAGUCUUAUUGGGAUAUGAAGCUACAAGCUUGGCACACCUGUAUUUUGGGAGUUUCUCCAAUUCUUCUCUGCAGAUCCUGAGUGCUCUGGAGCAGGUUUUCAUCAAGGAUCUCUCUGUACUUUGCUCCGUUCAUCUUUCCCUCGAUCCUGACUAGUCUCCCAGUCCCUGCCGCUGAAAAACAUCCCUGCAUGCUGCCACCACCAUGCUUCACCGUAGGGAUGGUGCCAGGUUUCCUCCUGAUGUGACGCUUGGCAUUCAGGCCAAAGAGUUCAAUCUUGGUUCCAUCAGACCAGAGAAUCUUGUUUCUCAUGGUCUCAUGGUUGUUUCUCAUGGCAAACUCCAAGUGGGCUGUCAUGUGCCUUUUACUGAGGAGUGGCUUCCGUCUAGCCACUCUACCAUAAAGGCCUGAUUGGUGGAGUGCUGCAGAGAUGGUUGUCCUUCUGGAAGGUUCUCCCAUCUCCACACAUGAACUCUGGAAUUCUGUCAGAGUGACCAUUGGGUUCUUGGUUACCUCCCUGACCGAGGCCCUUCUCCCCCGAUUGCUCAGUUUGGCCAGGCGGCCAGCUCUAGGAAGAGUCUUGGUGGUUCCAAACUUCUUCCAUUUAAGAAUGAUGGAGGCCACUGUGUUCUUGGGGACCUUCAAUGCUGCAGAAAUGUUUUGGUACCCUUCCCCAGAUCUGUGCCUCGACACAAUCCUGUCUCGGAGCUCUACGGACAAUUCCUUCAACCUCAUGGCUUGGGUUUUUGCUGUCAACUGUGGGACCUUUUAUGCACUGUCAACUGUGGGACCUUUUAUAGACAGUUGUGUGCCUUUCCAAAUCAUGUCCAAUCAAUUGAAUUUACCACAGGUGGACUCCAAUCAAGUUGUAGAAGCAUCUCAAGAAUGGUCAAUGGAAACAGGAUGCACCUGCGCUCAAUUUCCAGUCUCAUAGCAAAGGGUCUGAAUACUUAUAUAAAUAAGGUAUUUCAGUUUUGUAUUUGUAAUACAUUUGCAAACAUUUCUAAAAACCUGUUUUUGCUUUGUCAUUAUGGGGUAUUGUGUGUAUAUUGAUGAGGACAUUUUUUAUUUAAUCCAUUUUAGAAUAAGGCUGUAACGUAACAAAAUGUGGAAAAAGUCAAGAGGUCUGAAUACUUUCUGAAUGCACUGUAGACCACACCUGACUCCCUUAGACCACAGCUCUCACAUAUCUGACCACAUUCCACCACAGGAUCCACCUGAUUGCAUUCUAUCAAACCUGAUUGCACCUGACAGUAUCCUACCACACCAAUGUGUUGACCGCAUACAGCCUGUCCUUUCUUUCGUAUUUCAAUGCCUCUGUCUCUCCCUAGGUGUGACAGUGGUGACUCUAAACCCAGACACGGCCUACCCCAGGCUGUGGGUGUCCCCGUGCUGCACCCAGGUCAGUGUCGGGGACAUCCAGCCCAACCUGCCCAACAACCCUGAGCGCUUCACCCGCUACAACAUCGUCCUGGGAAGCCAGGCCCUCACCUCAGGGCAACACUACUGGGUGGUUGAGGUGGGCACUAAGACGGCCUGGGGGCUGGGGGUGGCAGCCGCCUCGGUCAACAGGAAGGAGGAGAUCUGCCUGUGUCCCGACGACGGCUUUUGGACCCUGGUGUUAAGAGAGGGGCGGGAAGGGAGUGAGUACGAGGCCUGCACCAACCACGAAGAGAGCCUGUUGCACCCCCCUCGCCCCCCCAGGAGGGUAGGGGUGUACCUGGACUACAGGAGGGGUGUGGUGGCAUUUUACGAUGCAGGGGAUAUGAGUCACCUGUUCACGUUCUCCGACGCCAUGUUCAAAGAGCCGGUGUUCCCCUACUUCAACCCCUGGCCAAUCAUCAAAGGGAGAAACCGUGAGCCUCUAAUUAUUGUUAGCCCUGACCCGGAGAUAUGA
Coregonus sp. 'balchen' is the source of this 7647-nucleotide messenger RNA. The record is from the annotation of a GenBank genome assembly. Lineage: Eukaryota; Metazoa; Chordata; Actinopteri; Salmoniformes; Salmonidae.